AUGUUAAGAGCACAAGCAAGCUGCUCUCUGAAGGCUGCCGGUGACUGCGUUUCGAUUCCCCAGGUUGAAAAUCCAAAGGUGGGACUGCGGACACGUCAUCAGGAAGAGAGAGGAGGCAUCCUUCCGAAAGAGGUUCAGAUUCCAGGGAACAUUCCUAGCAUUAGUCCCCCUAAGAAGCCAGCGGCUCGCAAAUGCGAACAAGGCUAUUCGAGGGCCGACACCUCGUUCGUUAUCGCAACUAGGUUUAACCAUGCGGAUAUAAUCUGGCUUAAGUACAGCGAGCGGACUGGGGCACAUUGA
Penicillium pulvis is the source of this 300-nucleotide messenger RNA. RefSeq lists its product as uncharacterized. Lineage: Eukaryota; Fungi; Ascomycota; Eurotiomycetes; Eurotiales; Aspergillaceae. The transcript is spliced from 3 exons. The record is from RefSeq and is a predicted model, not a curated record. Bases 1 to 300 code for a protein of 99 amino acids.